Molecule: messenger RNA, 435 nt
Organism: Mitosporidium daphniae
Lineage: Eukaryota; Fungi; Microsporidia
Product: putative subunit Apc11 of anaphase promoting complex
Exons: 2
Coding region: 1-435 (144 amino acids)
Biological process (GO): anaphase-promoting complex-dependent catabolic process
Cellular component (GO): anaphase-promoting complex
Molecular function (GO): zinc ion binding; cullin family protein binding; ubiquitin protein ligase activity
Source: RefSeq, a predicted model, not a curated record
AUGCAUAGAGUACGUAUUGCAGCCCAAUGGCGGUGGGAUAUCGAUGAAGACGAGCUAUGUGGGAUCUGCCGGUCCGCAUUUGGAGGUUCAUGUCCUGAAUGCAAGCAUCCGGGCAUAGGAUGCCCGCCUGCAUUUCUUUCAUGUCCAUUGUCUUGGACGCUGGAUAGAGACAUGUCCACAGUGCCCGCUUUGCCGCCGCGUAUGGCAGGUUUCCACGGAAUGGCCGAAAUAAAUUGUUUAUAUUUUAUUCUUGGCGAAGACAUGGGUGUAAUGGCAGCCGAUGCCGUAUCUGGCCUUUUGACGUACACGGUCAUUCUCUUGAAUUCUUUUCUGGCAUUGUAUUUCUGUCUCGCCUUGGCGCUGCACCCUUCCACUCCCUUCCUUUUGAUCCCAUUUCUGGGUAUUUGCGCAUUGGCUUACCGCCGGACACCGUAG